AUGCCGCGCCUCACGUUCUCCUCGAGCGACGGCAAGGAUAAGGACGCGAAGCGCAAGUUCGGCGGCGGGAAGAUGCGCGCGUUCCCGACCGGCGCGUCCGUCGUCGGGAAGAUGCGCGCGUUCGGCGACGGCGCCGCGAGGAAGAAGAACGACGGGCCGUCGCGCGUCUCCGUGCUGAGCCGCGUGACGGGCGGGAUCUCCAAAUUCCGAUCCAACACCGAGCGCGUCGUGAGACGCGUGACGACGAACAACGGAAAGUGGAAGCACGACAUGUUCCCCGGGUCGCGCGGCACCGUCGGGGAGAAGCGCGAGAGGAUCGGCGACCUGCGAUCGCGCCUCGGCGGCGGGAAGAGCGACGGGCGCGUCGUCCGCCUCGUCGGCGGCGGCGUCGGCGGCGGCGCGUCUCGCGGGGACUUGCGGAACACGCUCGGAGGCGCCCCGAGAGGGAGGUCCGGGAGCGGGCAAGAGCAGGUCGCGAGCUUCCUUCGCGGGUUAGACCUCGGGAAGUACGUCGGCGUGUUCAAGUCCCAGGAGAUCGACGUCUCCGCACUGCAGGCGAUCACGGACAGGGACUUGGAGAACUUGGGGCUUCCUCUCGGACCUCGGAAGAAGGUCAUGGCGGCGAAGAAGACGGCGUUCCGCGGGUUUUAA
This is a messenger RNA of Micromonas pusilla CCMP1545, 651 nucleotides long. RefSeq lists its product as uncharacterized. Bases 1 to 651 code for a protein of 216 amino acids. Lineage: Eukaryota; Viridiplantae; Chlorophyta; Mamiellophyceae; Mamiellales; Mamiellaceae. Gene Ontology annotation, molecular function: protein binding. The transcript has a single exon. The record is from RefSeq and is a predicted model, not a curated record.